This is a messenger RNA of Gongylonema pulchrum, 459 nucleotides long. Lineage: Eukaryota; Metazoa; Nematoda; Chromadorea; Rhabditida; Gongylonematidae. The record is from the annotation of a GenBank genome assembly.
AUGCGCCUGAUUUUAGCAUGCAGCACUGCAUCCGUGCUUAGCACUCUCACAGAAGAGGGCACCAGCGAAAUCGACGAUUUUCGAGCAAAAGGGUAUGCAACAACUGGAUGGUGCGCGGAGGAAACAGAUCCGAGUCGUAAAAUUACAUUCACGUUUGCAGUUCCUAAAGUUAUUGAGAGGCUGCGCGUAGAGAAAACUGCCAAUGGCGCCUAUCCAACGAUAAUUGGGCUGAAAUAUUCAAACCGUACUGGUGUUCCGCUUAUUCCCUAUGCUGUAGCAAAUUUUUCCAAACUGACAACACGAAAUGUAGCUAUUGUUGGCAGUGAAUUACUCGUUCUUCCACAAGCUAUUGAGGCUCGCGUCCUGGAGUUUACAAUCGAAGAAUUUUCAGGCAGUCCGUGCAUGAAAUUGGAAAUACUCGGUUGCCAUAAAACAAAUUGUCUCGGUAGCAAUUUUUGA